GCUGCCAUGUGAUGCGCCUCCCCUCGGUGAGCUUUCGGUGACCCCCACCCCUCCCCGAUCCGCCGACCGCCGGGAGGGGGCUGCGGGCUGGGAGGACGCGGGCAAGAGGAGACGGAAAAGAACGCAAAGUUCUCUGGCGAGUGCAGCUGUCUGCUUCAGGAAGUGAGGUCAGCAGGAGCAAGGAGAAUCUUUAAGAGCUGCCUCGCAUUGUGACAUGUCUGAUUCCCUGCUGCAGUCCCUACAGCAUGAACAAGGUGGAUGCUCGCUGACCUGUCACAAGGUGGCCCCACAAGGUUUUGGGGUCCAUGUCUGAAUGGAUUGCUGUAGCCUUCUCUUCUCUCCCUUCGCCCAGUUCCCUGCAUCCUAAGACUCGAAGCCAGCACAGGACCUGAAAAAAUUACAUGGUGUGAACGGCAUGUCUGUGGAUGAGAAGCCUGACUCCCCCAUGUAUGUGUAUGAGUCCACAGUCCACUGCACCAACAUCCUCCUGGGCCUCAAUGACCAGCGCAAAAAGGAUAUUCUCUGUGACGUGACCCUGAUCGUGGAAAGGAAGGAGUUCCGGGCCCACCGAGCUGUGCUGGCCGCAUGCAGUGAAUACUUCUGGCAGGCGCUGGUCGGACAGACGAAAAAUGAUUUGGUGGUCAGCUUGCCCGAGGAGGUCACGGCCAGGGGGUUUGGGCCGCUGUUGCAAUUCGCCUACACCGCCAAGCUGUUACUCAGCAGAGAAAACAUCCGCGAGGUCAUCCGCUGUGCCGAGUUCCUGCGCAUGCACAACCUGGAGGACUCCUGCUUCAGCUUCCUGCAGACCCAGCUCCUGAACAGCGAGGAUGGCCUCUUCGUGUGCCGGAAGGAUGCUGCGUGCCAGCGCCCGCACGAGGACCCCGAGGACAGCGCGGGAGAGGAGGAGGACGAAGAGGAGGAGACGAUGGAUUCGGAUACGGCCAAGAUGGCUUGCCCUAGGGACCAGAUGCUUCCAGACCCCAUCAGCUUUGAGGCCACCACCAUCCCAGUGGCAGAGAAGGAAGAAGUUUUGUUGCCCGAGUCCGAUGUGCCCGCGGACACCAAGGAGAGCUCGGCCAAGGACGCGUUAACGCAGUACCCCAGAUACAAGAAAUACCAGCUUGCAUGUACCAAGAAUGUCUAUAACGCAUCAUCACACAGUACCUCAGGUUUUGCAAGCACAUUCAGUGAAGAUCACUCUGGCACCAGCCUCAAACCAGGGCUUGCCGUGGGGCAGAUUAAAAGCGAGCCGCCCAGCGAGGAGAACGAAGAAGAGAGCAUCACGCUCUGCCUGUCCGGAGAUGAGCCUGACGUCAAAGACCGAGCGGGCGACGUGGAAAUGGACCGGAAACAGCCCAGCCCCGCCCCCGCUCCUGUCCCCGCGCCCCCUACCGGGGCCGCCUGCCUGGAGAGGUCCAGGGGCGCGCCCUCCCCAUCCUGCUUAAGGUCUCUGUUCAGCAUAACAAAAAGUGUGGAGUCGUCCGGCUUGCCCGGUACCUCUCAGCAGCACUUUGCCAGGAGUUCAGCGUGCCCUUUUGACAAGGGGAUCACUCAGGGUGACCUUAAAACUGACUACGCCCCUUUCCCGGGGAAUUACGGACAGCCCCACAUGGGCCAGAAGGACGCGUCCAGCUUCACCAUGGGGUCGCCCCUCAAGGGGCCUGGCUUGGAGGCUCUCUGUAAACAGGAAGGAGAGCUGGACCGGAGAAGCGUCAUCUUCUCCUCCAGCGCCUGUGACCAAGUGAGCACCGCGGUGCACUCGUAUUCUGGGGUAAGCGCUCUGGACAAAGACCUCUCCGAGCCGGUGCCAAAGGGCCUGUGGGUGGGGGCCGGUCAGUCCCUCCCCAGCUCACAGGCCUACCCUCACGGUGGGCUGAUGGCGGACCACUUGCCGGGAAGGAUGCGGCCCAACACUAGCUGCCCGGUGCCAAUCAAAGUGUGCCCUCGCUCGCCCCCGUUGGAGACCAGGACAAGGACUUCCAGCUCGUGCUCCUCCUACUCCUACGCGGAGGAUGGGAGUGGGGGCUCGCCCUGCAGCCUCCCUCUCUGCGAGUUCUCCUCCUCGCCCUGUUCCCAGGGAGCCAGAUUCCUUGCCACAGAACAUCAGGAACCAGGCCUGAUGGGAGACGGAAUGUACAACCAAGUCCGACCCCAGAUUAAAUGUGAGCAGUCUUACGGAACCAACUCCAGCGACGAAUCCGGAUCAUUCUCGGAAGCAGACAGUGAGUCGUGUCCUGUGCAGGACAGGGGCCAGGAGGUCAAACUUCCAUUUCCUGUCGAUCAAAUCACAGACCUUCCAAGGAAUGACUUCCAGAUGAUGAUCAAGAUGCACAAGCUGACGUCAGAGCAGUUAGAGUUCAUUCACGACGUCCGCCGGCGCAGCAAAAACCGCAUCGCUGCCCAGCGCUGCCGCAAGAGGAAGCUGGACUGUAUUCAGAACUUAGAAUGUGAAAUCCGCAAACUGGUGUGUGAGAAAGAGAAGCUGUUGUCAGAGAGGAAUCAGCUGAAAGCAUGCAUGGGAGAACUGCUGGACAACUUCUCUUGCCUCUCCCAGGAAGUCUGCCGAGACAUCCAGAGCCCCGAGCAGAUCCAGGCCCUGCAUCGGUACUGCCCUGUCCUCAGACCCGUGGGUCUUCCCACAGCCCCCAGUAUUAACCCCGCGCCCCUGAGCGUGGAGCAGAACCUUGCCGCCCCUCAGUGCGCGGUGGGGGAAAGUGCACCCUGCUGCUUGGAGCAGGGGGCAGCGGCCCCUGGCCCACCCUGGGCCCCCAGCAACGCCUCAGAGAACUGUACUUCUGCUCGGAGGCUGGAAGGCACUGACCCAGGGACCUUCUCUGAGAGAGGGCCUCCCCUGGAACCCAGGAGCCAAACGGUGACCGUGGACUUCUGCCAGGAAAUGACUGAUAAGUGUACAACGGAUGAACAACCCAGGAAAGAUUACGCCCAGUGACGGCCUGCCCCCGAGUUCUCAGCCCUCUCCCACACAGGUGUCCUUGGGUCAGCUUGCAGUGCUGUUCGUCUGUCGUCUGGAAGAACCGAGAAGGAAUCUGGUGCACACUACAGCGGUCUUAGCAGCAAUACUGUUUCUUAGUAUUCUCGCCUCCCUUCAAGCAGGAGCGACAUAUAGUUACCUUCACAAUGGUGCUACCCCUUGUUCAGGCAAGGAAAGACGACAGUGGCAACGCUGUCUGUCUGUGGGUUCAUUUCAGUCUUUACAGGGAUAGACUAUAACACCUCUAGGACCCAACCACGGAUUUCUUUUCUCAGUGGCCCAUGUC
Molecule: messenger RNA, 3278 nt
Organism: Budorcas taxicolor (takin)
Lineage: Eukaryota; Metazoa; Chordata; Mammalia; Artiodactyla; Bovidae
Gene: BACH2
Product: BTB domain and CNC homolog 2
Exons: 7
Coding region: 416-2950 (844 amino acids)
Biological process (GO): regulation of transcription by RNA polymerase II
Molecular function (GO): DNA-binding transcription factor activity, RNA polymerase II-specific; RNA polymerase II cis-regulatory region sequence-specific DNA binding; protein binding
Source: RefSeq, a predicted model, not a curated record